This is a messenger RNA of Mollisia scopiformis, 1190 nucleotides long. RefSeq names its product actin-crosslinking protein. Gene Ontology annotation, molecular function: actin filament binding. The transcript is spliced from 2 exons. The record is from RefSeq and is a predicted model, not a curated record. Lineage: Eukaryota; Fungi; Ascomycota; Leotiomycetes; Helotiales; Mollisiaceae. Gene Ontology annotation, cellular component: nucleolus; catalytic step 2 spliceosome; striated muscle dense body. The coding region runs from base 18 to 842 and encodes 274 amino acids.
CUACGCAGCUAUUCAACAUGGUCAAACCACUGACAUUCAAAGGCGACAAAAAAGCAAAGAAGAGAAAGCGGGUCGACACCGAGGAGAAAUUCGGCAAUGGAGAAACAUCGACGUCGAGAGAACUCACGACUACACAGAAAGACGAAGACCCUGCGGUGGAAGACGAUAGCUGGGUAACGGCAGAAGCAACAGGCGAUGUUGUGGGACCAAUUGUCUUGGUUGUACCUUCGGAGCCACCGUCAUGCAUAGCAUGCGAUGCCGGCGGCAAGGUUUUUGCGAGUCAACUCGAGAAUAUCAUCGACGACGACUCCUCGACUGCGGAGCCGCACGAUGUUAGGCAGGUGUGGAUUGCCAAUAGAGUCGCGGGGACAGAGACGUUUAGCUUCAAGGGUCAUCAUGGCAAAUAUUUGAGUUGCGACAAAUUCGGCAUGCUAUCUGCUAAUACAGAAGCUGUUUCCCCGCUCGAAUCUUUCCUCGCGAUUCCUACGGCCGAUACACCAGGCACAUUUCAGAUCCAGAAUCUUCGAGAGACGUUUCUUACUAUCAAGCCUUCGACGUCUGCGAAAUCCAAUGCCCUGCCAGAGAUUCGGGGUGAUGGAGAGGCGAUUACAUUUAAUACAACGUUUCGGAUACGGAUGCAAGCACGAUUCAAGCCGAAACUCAAAGCGUCGAAAGAAGAGAAGGCUAGGGAGAAGAUUAGUAGGAAGGAGCUUGAGGAAGCUGUUGGGAGGAGGCUGGAGGAUGAUGAGGUGAGGAAGUUGAAGAAGGCUAGAAGGGAGGGGGAUUAUCAUGAAGCGUUACUGCUUAUCAAGGUGAAGAAUAAGCAUGAUAAAUACAGUUGAAUAGCGAAAGCUUUCUUCAUGUUCGUCUGCUAGGGUGUAGACCAGGGAAUGCGAAGAUGCUACUUGGUGAGGUCAGUGGAACGUCCGAGGACGAACCAAGUCGAACAAGCACGAAAAGUCCCAGAAAAGUACCAGAAGAGAGGACAUCUUAGUCCAUACUGGCUGGCUGCUGUGAAUGACAGGGCAGAAUACAGCUGCUAUGGAUGAAGCGAUUGCCAAAUGGACGACAAGGAGAGCUCGUCUAUUCUAGGAUAUGGUUGGCAAAGCAAAUGGCUAUGGUAGCCAGUGUAGAUGACCGACCUAGAAAAAUCCUACAGUCAUUGUUAACAUUCCCUGGACUUAUCGUCG